AUGGAUUUGAAGGUAAAGAACUAUCUUUUCCAAUCAAUUGAUCGAACAAUCUUAGAAACAAUAUUGGAACGUGACACUGCAAAGAAUAUAUGGGAUGCAAUGCGACGCAAGUAUCAAGGUUCAACCAAGGUAAAACGUGCGCAAUUGCAAUCCCUAAGACGUGAAUUUGAGAUUCUUGAAAUGGAAGAAAGUGAAUCUGUCACUGAUUUCUUUGCAAGAACGCUCAAAAUUGCAAACAUCAUGACUGCACAUGGUGAAAGGAUGGAACAAGUGACAGUAGUUGAAAAGAUUCUUAGAUCAAUGACUGAGAAAUUCAAUUACGUGGUAUGUUCAAUCACUGAAUCAAAUGAUGUAACUACUAUGUCCAUAGAUGAGUUACAAAGCAGUCUUCUUGUUCAUGAGAAGUUAAUGAAAGGCAAGAGUCAUGGUGUCAUAGUUGGAGCGGAGCAGGCUCUCAAGAUUUCCAAUGUUGGUAGAGGGAGAGGUCGUAGUUCUUCCUCAAGAGGGAGAGGGCACUCAUUCUUAUAG
This is a messenger RNA of Trifolium pratense (red clover), 528 nucleotides long. RefSeq lists its product as uncharacterized. The record is from RefSeq and is a predicted model, not a curated record. The transcript has a single exon. Lineage: Eukaryota; Viridiplantae; Streptophyta; Magnoliopsida; Fabales; Fabaceae. Bases 1 to 528 code for a protein of 175 amino acids.